AUGAGCACGUGGGAGACCUGGAGGGGCCUUUGCCUGCCCUUCGUCAAGGGGCCGUCGCUGCGGGAAAAUGAGCAGGUGUUACGGAAAGAGCGGGAAUUCAAGGAACGCUGUGCUAAGCUGAUCGACGACCUUGACAGCAUCUACAGGAAGGCUUAUGACUUGGGCAAACCCUUCUUUGAUCCAACAACUUAUGACAAGUUGAAGAUUCGCUGUGAAACUUUGGACCUGAAGGACGACGGGGAGUAUGCCAAUGGAAUCCCCGCUCCGAACUUUUUUGACCCAUUUCCGCUUGAGACCCUCAAAAAUCAUCAAAUCACACCUGAAGACAGUGCCACAAAAGACUAUCAGAACUAUGAAAAUAUAUUCGAUAAGACUAAGGAAGAUGACACCUCGCAGGUGGUGUCCUACCGUCUUAUGCGGCACUUUGGCUUGUUUCGCAGGAACGGGAUCCCAGGUCGCCGAGGACGAUUGAUCGACAUUACAGCAUGGAGACAAGCCGAAUUCCCUGAUUUUAUACAGGAGUACUUCAUGCCUGGCGUCUACAGACAGCGCGGUUACUCGCCCUCGCCCGCGGCUUGGUGGGAGGCACAAUCCACCCCUCUUCCUCAUAUUAUGUGUAUAUUUGAAUUUUACAGCUUCAAAGGUACUGAGGAACUCCUCAGAGGUGAAAUCCUCGCCAUCCUUGCCACUACGAUUACUCGUCUUGAACUCGAGUGUUAUCAGGAUGAGGUAGUCAUACCGGUUCUUAUGUUCUCGAUCAUGUCCGACUACAAAGCAAGGAUAAUACAAGCUUUUUUUAAUGGCGACAAACUGGUGAUCCGCAAGUCAAUGCUGUACGACUUCUCUACGCGUGCGACUUUGAGCUCCUCGACGACUCUCUUCAUACAGUGGAUGGCUAGCAAGCCAGUAGGUGACACUCGUGGCUUUACUUUGGAGGACUUUGUGCCAUUUGAGGAGGAUGAUAAUAUUGAAUCAUCUGUUAAGGAGGAGGAGGAGGCUGCUGAAACCGAAAAUACUGCUGCUGCACCUUGA
Messenger RNA from Aspergillus viridinutans, 1032 nucleotides. RefSeq lists its product as uncharacterized. The record is from RefSeq and is a predicted model, not a curated record. The transcript is spliced from 3 exons. NCBI's taxonomy places the organism in Eukaryota, Fungi, Ascomycota, Eurotiomycetes, Eurotiales, Aspergillaceae. The coding region runs from base 1 to 1032 and encodes 343 amino acids.